UUUCAGGUGUGGGGUUGUGCAAAUCUACUAGGCCUGGUAAAAUCAGCCGAAGAUCAGUACCUGUUCGGUUUGUCGGCUGUUGGAGACGGCGCUAGUUACUAGUCUACAGUUUGGAGAAAACCGAGACCCACACCGUGGACGCCGUGACGGGAUAACGACGCACAAAAACGUCACCCGAGGCAACAUGAAGCGCUCUAGCUCGGUCCCCGAGAUGACCCUCGGCCCUUCCUCCUCAUCCUCCUCCUCUUCUACCACCGUGGGCUUUUCUCCAGGCGCGGCGAGCCUCAAAUCUCGGCGAGGCAUUUCGAGCAGUCAGAUUUCCUUGCCUGGUGAUCUUGCCAGACCUUCUCCACUCUCCUCUUGUACCAUGGACACUUCCACUGCCUGGAGAGCUCCGCCAUUUUCUCCAAUCCCUAUGAGCAGACUCAACUCUCCAACCUCGAGACCACAUCGAGUGGAGCAACUGAAGAAGGAGGAAUGUAUUGAUGAGAGACAGUCAGAAAAAGAGGUGAUGGACAUCAACAACCUGAACCAGUCCUACGAAGAACUCACAGUGGAUCCGGUGGACCAGAUGGACCUGUGGCCUGCUAGAUCCUCUCCCUCUCACCAACCAUCUUUCCUCUCUCCCUCCUCUCCCCUGGCCAAGCUGGGGAACUCCGCUCGCAGUCGCAGCCUCACUCCAACUAGUCCUCUACCCAACAGAACAUACUGUCGUAGGAGCUGCAGUCCAGUUCUGAGACCAAGUCAGCUGUGGACAGGGCAGAAGAGAAAGAGAGAAGACACCUAUCUUGACGUUGAAAUGGACACAUCUCCCACUCACUGUCCGGCCAAGAGGUUCCAGCCAACUGCAGCUCACCGGGCCCACUCUCCCACUGUGUCCCCUACACUCACUCCUAACACUGGUAAUUCUCCACUUCACCAUUCAUCUCGCAAGUCUUCCAGUCAAUCAGAGUCAACUCCCCUCUCGUCUCCCUCCAGUCUCCACCCACCUGCCUCCCUCUCCGCAAACCCUUUCGCUGCCAACUACGACAGCGGACACUCGGAGCACUGGACCAGCAGUGGGAGUGGCUCCAGUAGCGGAGGUCAGAGUCCACUCCUUGUCAGUAGCGGAGGGGGGAGAGAGAAUGGCAGAAAUGCUGACGAGGUUCGCCGACACGCCCUCUUCUCCGGGGCAACGGAAAUGAAGAACAAUCUUCAUAUUGAGACUACGGGUCUUCCUGAUCAAAACCCCGAUGCUCCUUCCCCACUCUCGCCAAAAGGUCUCCAGUUCCGAUAUCGCCCGUUCCUUCCUUCCGCCUCUCUUCAGUCACCCAUACCUCGCCUUGCCAACUCCCUCGUCAGCGGAGCCACGCCCUCUUCCUCGCGACCCCUGCGACCUCCGUCAUCGUCUCUCCUCCUUCUUCACGACAAAUACCUCUCCCCGUUUAACUCUGACCCCUUGGGGCCGUACGGACACGCCCACACACACCCUCACUCAACGACGCACAGACAGCUGUCUCGACUGCGGGCAAGUCUUGGAGUCCCUCCGUCUCUCCCGAGACUGCAGACAAAACCAGAGACCGAGACUCCGACCAAAUCUUCCUUGAACCGUCUCUCGGUUCAUCCGCCGCUCUCGAAACUGUCUGUCCGUACGAGUUUCGACGAGCAUUCAGUGGUGGUUGUGGGUGUGAGGGAGGGAGGGAGGGUGGAGCUGGGGAAGAAGAGGAGAAACAGUGACGCCUCCAUCGACCGAGAGGAGAGUGUCAUGGAAAGUGAUUCGAGUCUCGCCGAGAGCUGCGACGAAGGUAUAGAUAUGACGACUGCUGCUAAACAAACUUGA
Molecule: messenger RNA, 1819 nt
Organism: Geodia barretti
Lineage: Eukaryota; Metazoa; Porifera; Demospongiae; Tetractinellida; Geodiidae
Source: the annotation of a GenBank genome assembly